UUAUUGUUACUGUUGUUAUUAAUUUAAAUUGUGUUACAAUGAAUAUACUAAUAAAAAAUUGAAGAAAAUGAAUGAUAAAGUUUGUUGGUGACGUUGCUGAAAAGUUUUAUCAAUAAUAUAUAAAUCAGUGUGAGAUUGUUUUAGUUAUUACAAUAAAAUAUUGUAUGAUAACGCGGUAAAACGUAAUUUGGUAAGCGACGGUAAACGUAACCUGAAUGCACCUAUAUGACUCUUGUAAACGUAGACAUAUAUCAUCAGCCGGCGGGAUUAUUCGGAGUGAGCAUGUGCACAACCGAAAUGACCGAAGGCUACAGCAUGUCGCCAUCAACGGCUUCCUCAAGUGGCACUAAUCCUGGGUGUAUUGGAUCACCAUUAAGCAGAAUAACACCCUUGAGAAAUUCACCAGGAAGAGCGCGAGAGCCCCGCGAUGAUCUUGAUGAUGAUGAUGAUGAAAUAUCGGUUGGUUGUCCAAGCCCCAUGCCUCUGGUUAUCUCUGCGGGGACUCCAAUAAAGGAUGAGCAGAAUGAACGGUUGACACCUAUCUCCUCCGAGGAACCAAAAUAUUGUGAAAGAUUGUCAUCACCCAGGAGUUACACCGACGACGAUGAAAGGUACUUGAAGAAGGAAGACGAUUAUAAUAAUACGAGUGUUACCACGUCACUCACCAGAAGGAUUUCGUCCUCAUCCAGACGGACCAGUUUUAAAGAAGAAGAGGACGGUGAUAAUAACGGCGAGAGACCGGAAAGUGCUCCGACCGAUGACUAUUUUAAGCCGUUAAAAAAACUCAAAAUGGUUCAGCCUGUUCAACCCUCCGAUGACGAGGAUGAUCGGGACACCAAUGAACACGGUGUCAAAUCCUUCAGUAUUAUUGACAUACUCUCUCAUCGGCCAAAAGCUAAAAUUGUGAGGCCUUGGGACUCUACUGAAUCCUCAAAUAAUCAUCACAGACACCAACAGCUUCAAGAACAGCACCAACAGCAGCAACAACAACAACAACAACAACAACAAUCGCUUCAACAUCUUCAUCACCAUCCUCAUCACCACGCGUUGGCCCAUUCUUCCCCGCGAGACUUAUCGCUGAUGACCAUGUCCCUGGCUUCCAUGUCGAGUUCGAUGAGCGAACCACCUCUCAGCAGUUCAUCAUCUUCGGGGAGAAGUUCUGUUUCGGAUUCAGGGAGUCCUGAUCCACAUGCUCACCAUCAUCUGCACCAUCACCAUCACCAGCAUCACUCGUCGAUACACCACGGGUUACAUCAUCCGGGGAUUCACCAUCCUGGAAUCCAGCAUCAGCUCAAGAGGAAGUCCAGCCAUCAGCACCAGCAGCAGGCCAGUCAGAGCAGUCAUCACGGGAAGAGAAAUACUGGGCAGGGUAGCCCCCUGGAUGCUCUCUUUCAAAUGACCAGCAAAACUUUUGAUGCUGGAGAACACAGUCAAGAGCAAGCGAAUCACCUGAAUCUGUUCAACAAUAGACAGCAGCCCAAGAAGAAGCGCAAAAGUCGAACGGCCUUUACAAAUCAGCAGAUUUUUGAACUGGAGAAACGUUUUCUCUAUCAAAAGUACUUGAGUCCGGCAGAUCGGGAUGAAAUAGCCGCUCAAUUGGGUCUAAGCAACGCUCAGGUGAUAACGUGGUUCCAAAACAGGCGAGCAAAACUCAAAAGAGAUCUCGAGGAAUUGAAGAAAGACGUACAAACUGUUAAUCCUCUUCUUGUCGCUCAACAUAAAACAUUUUUGGAGAAUGCCCAGGACCUUGGAAUACUUAAAAAAAGGCCAUUACCCAGUUCCAUCGACGAUAAGUCAUAGAAUAGACACACAAACACACAACACAUACACAAUAAGCCGCGUGACAGAUACGAUACACGGUGAUUUUUUUUAUUUUAUUCCUUCGAUUAAUCAUAUUAUAUCGUUGUAUAUUCAAUUGGUGGUGUUCAUGAUAACCAAUAAAAUAAUAAUAUUCCCUUUAACGAGAACAAAGUCUAUAUACAUACAUUAGUUAUUAUUAUUUAAAACCAGUCACGCUAAUUCUCUCUCUCUCUACAUAAGUAUUAGUGACUCUCUUAUAUUCUAUUAAUUUUUUUUUUUUUUUAUUCAAUCUAUUGUAUUAUAAUGUAUUUAUUGCUGAAAUUUUGUUUUUAAAUUUAUGGUAUUUUAAC
Messenger RNA from Cotesia glomerata, 2150 nucleotides. Its product is annotated as probable serine/threonine-protein kinase yakA. NCBI's taxonomy places the organism in Eukaryota, Metazoa, Arthropoda, Insecta, Hymenoptera, Braconidae. The record is from RefSeq and is a predicted model, not a curated record. The transcript has 3 exons. The coding region runs from base 226 to 1800 and encodes 524 amino acids. Gene Ontology annotation, molecular function: DNA-binding transcription factor activity, RNA polymerase II-specific; DNA binding. Gene Ontology annotation, biological process: regulation of DNA-templated transcription.